Zonotrichia leucophrys gambelii is the source of this 8052-nucleotide messenger RNA. RefSeq names its product RNA binding motif protein 33 (gene RBM33). Gene Ontology annotation, molecular function: RNA binding. The coding region runs from base 194 to 3763 and encodes 1189 amino acids. The transcript is spliced from 19 exons. NCBI's taxonomy places the organism in Eukaryota, Metazoa, Chordata, Aves, Passeriformes, Passerellidae. The record is from RefSeq and is a predicted model, not a curated record.
CGGCGGUGGCGGCCGCCAUGUCGUGCUAGUUUGUUGUUCUCCGGCGGCGGGAGCGGGGCCCGCCGGGCGCUGAAUUCGAGCCCUUCCCGGCCCCUCGCCCGCGUCCUUCGCCGCGGCACCGGCACCCGCCGCUCCGGCGGGCGGCACCGCGGCGCUGCCGCGACCCGCCGCCGCCCGGGCCGGCCGAAGAGCCAUGGCUGCCGCGCUGGGAGGAGGCGCAGAUGAUGACUUUGAUCAGUUUGAUAAGCCUGGUGCUGAAAGGUCUUGGAGAAGAAGAGCUGGAGAUGACGACUGGGACAGUGAACUUGAUGAUGACUUGCUUGGAGAGGAUUUGCUAACUGGAAAAAAGAAUCAGUCAGACUUGUCAGAUGAAGAGCUGAAUGAUGAUCUUCUGCAGAGUGACAAUGAAGAGGAACAAGAAUUUCGCUCUCCAGGUGUCACAGUAAGCCUCAAUGCCACACCUGGCAUCCUGACAUCCUACGAGUCCAUCAACGACCCCUCCCUGGAACACGAGGCUGAGUAUGACCAAGGGGAAGAUGAAAUUGGUUAUGACAAAUCUGAAGCACCUGAAGAAUAUGCCUCAGAGUAUGCAGAGGAAGGACAUUAUGAAGGCAAUGAUCCUGAGCUGACAGAAGACCAAAUAGAAUAUGGGGAAGAGCCUGGAGAAGAAGAUGAAGUGCUAGACCUUGAAAUCAAUGAACCCCUAGAUGAAUUUCCAGAUGAGGAUUACAUGCAAUCCUAUAAUGAGCGAGCAAUGGAAGAACAAGGAGAGUAUGCAGCUGAUGAGGAGUUGGAAGAAACCCAGACAAUGGCUAAUGAAUCAGAAGAGGCAGCUAUUGGGUCUCUGGAACUUCAAGAAGAAACAAAAGAAGAGUCUGAUGAGGAGGAGGAUGAUGAUGAAGAGUCCGGACGAUUACGUUUCAAAACCGAACGGAAAGAAGGAACCAUCAUCAGGCUCUCAGAUGUGACAAGAGAAAGGAGGAACAUUCCAGAAACUUUGGAGCUCUCUGCAGAAGCCCAGGCAGCACUACGUGAGUUUGAAGAGAGGGAAAGGCAGCUCAAGCAGGGGCGAUACGGCUCCAGGAGAGGAGGGAGAAGAGGAGGCUCUGUCAUGUGCCAUGGAAUGGGAGACCAAAGGAGAGACAAUAAUGACAGGGGAAGAAUGAAGGAUCACAGGCCUGCACUGCUGCCAAACCAGCCAUCAAUGACUCACUCUCAGAGGUUAAUUCCAACACACCAGCAACCUGUUAUGAGUCUGUUCCAGCAGCAACAGCAGCAGCAGCAACAACAACAGCAACAGCAGCAACAACAGCAGCAGCAGCAGCAACAGUUACAAUCUCUGCUUCCUUUACAGCAUCAGCAUCAUUCUUCUCCUCCUCCAGGGCUACAUAUGCCCCCUCAGAUAGAAACACCUCGAAUAAUGAUGACUCCCCCUCCAGUGACCCCCCAGCAGCCGAAGAACAUCCACAUCAAUCCGCAUUUCAAGGGGACCGUGGUGACGCCCGUACAAGUGCCCUUGCUGCCAGUUCCUGCCCAGCCAAGACCUGCUGUAGGACCCCAGAGAUUUCCUGGCCCUCCAGACUUCCAGCAGCAUACACCUGGACCAGUUCCUACCAACUUCUCCCAAGCCCCAAGGCUGCCAAUCCAGGACCAGUGGAGAGGGCCACCCCCACCACCUCCACCACUCCCUCCUCCUCCUCCUCAGGACAGAGAUCCUUUCUUCUUAGCAGAUCCGAGGUUCCCGGGUCACCCCUUGUUUGAGCAGCGCAGUCCCCCGCCGCCGCCGCCUCCCCCGCUUCUGAACAGCGCCCAUCCCGUUCCUACGCAGAGCCCGAUGCCCUUCAGCCCGCCCGGGCCCGCCUUCACGCAGCAGGGCCAGCAGCCGGUGUACCCCCGGGAGCGGCCGGUGCGGCCCGGCAUGCAGCCCCAGGGCCCCGUGGGGAUCCUGCACUUCAACCAGCCGGGCUCGGCCACGCCGCGGCCCUUCAUGCCCCCGCGGCAGCAGUUCCUGCAGGCGCCGGGACAGCCCUUCCUGGCCCCUCACACGCAGCCCAGCAUGCAGGGUCCCAUGCAUCCUCCAUUACAGCCUCAGCCACAACCUCAGCCUCAUCAGCAGCAUCACCAGCAGCAACAGCAGCACCAUCACCAGCAGCAGCAGCAGCAUCACCAUCUCCAAGGGCCUCCACAGCCCUUGAUGCCCAUGAACCAGCCACAGUUCAGGCCUCACAUGCAAGCCACACAGCAGCAGCCAAAUAACAACAGGAUGCAGUGUCAGCCACGGCAGGGUCCAAUGAAGCCAAGGCAUAGUACCCCAUCCCAGAAUAUUGUCAAGCGUUCCAGCCAGCAGCUGCAGGCGGCGGCUCCCAGGAACAGCAACCUGCGCGAGCUGCCCAUCGCCCCGGCCCACGCCCUGGACAUGGGCAGCGCCCGCCGCAGCUCCGCCCCUGCUGCCCAGGUCAAACCCAUCCCCAGCACCCUGCCCGCCACCAAGCCUGCCACUGCUGCUGCCAACUCCCAGGGGAGGCCUGAGAUGAAAGCUAAACCCAUCACCCCAGUGGGCCAGGCAAAGUCGGAAGGAAAAUGUGAACCGGAGUACCCAGACGAGGAUGAAGAAACUCGGUUGUAUCGUUUGAAGAUAGAGGAGCAGAAGCGGCUGCGAGAGGAGAUCCUGAAGCAGAAGGAGCUGAGACGGCAGCAGCAGGCUGGGGCCAGGAAGAGAGAGCUGCUGGAGAGACUUGCCCAGCAGCAGCAGCAGCAGCCUUGCUCCCAGCAGCCCUACCAGCAGCACGAGGAGGACUCCUCCGAGUUCCCCACCAACGGCAGCCCCUACAUCCCCCACUCCGGCCUGCAGACCCGGCACAACGUGAAGAGCAGACUCCUGGUUAGAAAACAAGACGCAGUAGUGGCCAACAUCCACCCCAAACCCACAGACUUCCCCCAGGGCGCAGGGGACGGCCCCUACCAAGGACAGCAGCUGAAGCCGGUGAAGCAGCUGAGGCAAAGCAGAACGAUCCCUGCGAGUCAGCCUCAGGCAGCCCAGAAAGUGUUACCAAGCAAGGUGGCCGCGGCUGCGGUGCUGCCCACGGCGCAGGCGGCGCGCGCGGCCGCGGUGCCCGGCCGGCCCCAGGAGCAGAAGCCGGGCGUGAAAAGGACAGUGAUGCAGCGGACAAACAGUGCUAGUGAUGGGCCCCAUGGAGGCAGCAAAGUCAGGGUGAUUAAGUUGUCAGGAGGGCAGGGGGGAGAGGAUGCUGGCUUUUUCCACCCCGAGGGCCAACCCCAGCGGCCUCAGCAGCCCCCGGAGCCGAAACAGCCGCCAGUGCGGAAGGUCACAUUGACAAAGGGAAUGCAGCAGCACCAACAGCAGCAGCAGGCACAGAUCCAUUCACCAGCUCCUCAAGGAGUCAAAAACAUCCAGGGAAUCCAUCAAGCUAAAAAGGUCAUUAUGCACGGCAGAGGCAGAGGAGUAGCAGGCCAGAUGGGCCGAGGACGCCUGAUGCCAAAUAAACAGAACCUGCGAGUGGUGGAGUGCAAACCUCAGCCCUGUAUUGUGUCAGUUGAAGGGCUUUCUUCAUCAACUACUGAUGUCCAACUGAAAAACCUGCUGAUGUCAGUGGGACCCAUUCAGAGUUUACAGAUGCUUCCUCAGCAACGGAAAGCCAUAGCAAAGUUCAAGGAGCCAGCACAUGCUUUAGCAUUUCAACAGAAAUUCCACAGGCACAUGAUAGAUCUGUCCCACAUCAACGUGGCACUGAUUGUGGAGUGAUGUCUGCUGAGAGAAGCCCUGCACCAGCCUCAGUGUACUGUGGAGCUACAGACUCACAGAGGAAAAUCCAUCGGGUUGGAACCCUGUCAGCUCAGUCUGUGACUGCUCUGUUGAACUCCAGAAAGCACCAAGGUGACCUCCAGGAGAGGUGAAUUCGAGAGGAUCUGCAAAGGUGGAAUUUGUGUUCAGUUUCUUCACAUUCUGUUAUAACCACAUGGAAUUAUAGAGGUUUUUUUUUCCCAAAAUGCUUUUGAUGCAUGUAGACAUUGUUCUUCAGGAUCCUACUGUGUGACCACAGUGACUUGAGAGAGAACGGUUACAGCGAAAGAUUUGAAAAACUUUCAAAAGAAUAGCAAAGAAUAUUUGAUAAUGGUUGCUCUUAUCUUCAGUGCAAGGUAUUUGAAUGAAAACUCAUUUUUCUAAACAAAUUAGUUGCAUUGUAUACCUGAGAGCACAGAAGGUAUUCUUGCAUAGAUUUGAACAUGGUCUGCUUUGCUGAAUAGCAGUUUGCUGAGAAGCUUUGGAGGUGACACUGGAAAAUUGUAGUUUUGAUCUUUGUAAAUAAGUCUGUGCAUUUUUCUAUUCCAACAUAGACUUCCAUUUUCUCUUUCCAACUCCACUUAUUCUAUAAAACCCUGUGUAGGAGGAAUAACACUGCUGUAUUUUCCCUUGGUUUUUAAAAACAAGGAUUUACCCUUCAGUAGCAUCGUGGGCUAGUGAACUCUUGAGUUGUAAUUAGGUUGUUUUAAAUAACUUUGCCAGAUGCAAGGAAAAAUAAGUAUUUGGUGGGUCACUUCAAAAAUGUUAUGCAGGAGGAGUGGUGCAUUCCUGAUAGUUCUUCUGGCCUAGUGUUUCAUGGUUGCCUCAUGUUUUGUUUUGAUCAGGUUUUUUUUCUUUGAGAUUUGUUUUGUCAUUAAUGCUGAACCAUAAGAAACCUGUAACUGAAGGGACUUGUUUUGAUGUGGUGUUCCUGAUACAUAAAGGACUAUAAGGACAUUGUGAAUCUCCUGAUGAACAUGUCAGUUCCCAAAAAUGCCAUGAAAACAUUAUGGAGCAUAUAUUUUAUUCAAAGUAAAAUUCAUAAUAUAUCCUUUUGGUUAGAACCAUCCAGACGGGGUUGCCAAAGUAACAAUUUUUUCAGUUACUUCUGAAUAAACUUAUUCAAAUGUCAUCUUUAUAUUGGAUUCCAGUUUUUAUGAACAUUUCCUUAGUUUUAGACCAUGAUGUUUUGCUUCAUGCUUUAUUUUAGGAAUACUCUUAAGCACUCCACCUACUUUUUGAAGGGGGGGACUGGCAGAAAUGUAGGUUUGUUACCAGAGUGACUGCAGAAGAAUUUUAUGGGUAUGAAAUAAAAGAUCUGCAAAUGGGGUCCAAAGUAGGCAUGCCAAGCUGGAAGGGAUGAGCUAAGCAAAUUUAUGGAACCUUUUUAAAAUAGUUUUUUUUUUUUUUUUAAUUAUUUAAUGGCACAGAUACCUAAUUGGCUUUCUUCCACUUUUGGUCCAGAUUUUCAAUUAAGUAAAAGUUACCAAAAAUAAUGAGGGAAUAAGUACUGAUAAAAGACUUCUAGGUAGACCUGCUCUCUGUUCAUUGAAAUAAUUUAGAAUAACAUGGUGCUUAGGAAAUAUUCUUUAAAUCCAUUUAAAACUUAGUGACAAGACACAGUAACAGAAUGAGAAUCUUUUCAUGGAGGCAGGGUUUACAGCCACCUGUAUAAUUCCUGCAUAAUGUUUAAUGACAGCCCCAGUUGCUGUACAUGAAGUGCUGUUAGUGCUUGAGGGUAGAGGCAAGCCCAGGACAGAGCUGCAGGUAGGAAAUGCCCAGUGGGACCGGCCCCAAAGGCCUGCAGAGUGCUCAGCCCCAGGCUGUUUAACUCCUCACACCGUUUGCUCUGGGACCCCUGCACUGCCUCCUCAGGUUAUGUCACUUUCAUUGCUAAGAAAUACCUGGUGAUCUUUAAAACAAGGCAUUGAACAGUUGCUCAUCCCCUGUUAGGGAGCAGCUUCUCUGCAGUGAGCAGGACAAGGAGACAUCUCAGAGUUACAGUAGUGCGUGCCUGGAAAUCUGGGAUUGAUGCAACUCCAGACAGGCCAGCAGCUGAGUUCAGCACUAGGAACAUCUGCAGUUGAUCAGCUGUCCUGUCAGAAGCAAACAUUAUUGGGGUUAGAGGGUUUCUUGGAGCCUAAGAAUAUGGGUUUGAUUCAAAAGUCAAAGAAGUUUGUAGAAACGCUCCUGCUUUGGGUUUUGAAUCCAUCCCAAAGAGCCUGAGGUUCAGCCAACUUAAGUUUUAAAAAUUUUUAUUCAGUUGGGUUUUUAAAUUUUUUUUUGAGACAAUGUGUGGCUUUGGAAUAAAGGCAUGAAAUGGCCUCAUAUCUAUUUAAAUGAAGGAGUGACGUGAGCAGUGCCUGUUUAAUGAGUAGAUGCAUCCUCUUUAACAGCAGUUGCAGAAGAUUUAUGCUUGUGCAUAGACAGGGUAUGGGUGGAUUGCUGGGGAUUAAUUCAGCUGCUUACUGCAGUUCCUGGGUACCUUCCUCCAUGUAAACCUACCUUAUGUAUGUAUGUCUAUAUUUGUUUUAUUAUACACAUACAUACAUACUCACUCCCUGUGUUGUCACCAUUUCUCUCUAAUGUCCUAAAAAACUCAGUAGCAAAAGUAGCAGUUAGGUGAGUCAUUUUUUGAAAUGUUUGUGUUCUCUUACUUCUCAAAUCACAACUUAAAAGUGGAUUUCUUGGCAUUGAUUGGUUUGGAUGAUACAGCUCCUUUAGAUCUAUUUGUUGUCUCCUCCCAAAAACACCCAAAGGAAGUAGAGGUAAAGCUAGACAGACGUGUUCUUGAUGUGUUCUCUUCCAGCACAGAGUUAAAUCUGAGCAUUUUAAGUUAACUUUCUUGGAAGAUCUGUUGCAACCAUUAUCUUGUUCUUUCUUUGUAGUGAAUUCACAAUACAAUGCAAAAUGGAAAAAAAAAGAGAAGGCAUUUAAUGUAGUAUGUAAAUAUUGACCUUUUAAAAUUAAAAUGCUACUCAAAGUGCUUACAGUCAACCACAUCUUAGCUAUUUGUUAGUUUUUUGUGUUGUCUUAUCUAAAUUUAAAUGGAUAUGGUUCCAUAAAUGUUGAUGUGUUUUUGUGUAUAUCUUCAAAUUUUUAUAAAGAUGCUAGUAAGUCAAUACAUAUAUCCUGAUCUGUGUAUUAUUUGUUCAGUUUUUAUUAGCAUAAUUUUAUAAUUAUUUAAAUAGGCAACUCCAGUAGGUGGUUAUAUGAAGUCAGCUUUUCUUUUUUUUUGAAAUUAUUUCAUUUCCAUCUUGUACCACUGGAAAGUUCACUUUAUAACUAUUCAUAUUUUGCCUUGACUAAAAUAUUGAAGUACCCAUAUGAUCUGUGGUAUUUUAGUUGAAUGUUCUACUUUUUUUUUUUUAUUAUUAAAAAACCCUAAAACAGCUCUGUCCUUUAACUUCUGAGGGGAAACACUGUCAGACCAAGGCACGGGGUCUCUCUGGGUUUGUUCCAUUGUGCUGUUUGCAGGUACAAAUUUAGGUCUGUGGUGUAAUACUGUCCUCAAAAGUUGGGGCUGUUUUGGUUGCACAGUUUGGGUUUCACAUGUGGGGCAGGUUGGUGGCACGUUGGUGCAUCCCAGUGUUAUCAGUGCCACCCCUUAGCAGUGCCACCCCAGCCUGUGGUGUGGUGCUCAGGGUCCUUGCUGCAGGCAGGGGCACCAGGACAGCUCUGUAGCAUUUCCAUAGCCAGAGGGGUGCUGUCCUCAGCCCACACAGAUCCCCAGUGUGGCUUUGGGAAGCAGGAGUGGAUCCAGGCAUCCCCUCUGCAUGCUAUCCUUGGAUAUCUAGUUUAUCCCCCUCAUUUAAAUCUGAAGGUUUGCUUCAGGUUUCUGAUUUUUUGUAAAGUCCUUCCAGCCUUUAAAAUGCCAAGCAGAUUGAGCAUUUUAAUUCACUAAUGUUAGGUUUCCUCUGCAAGGACACAGAUGAGAGUAAAACUGAAGGUUAUUUCAGAAUAACCUUGGAGGUCCUCAAAAUUGGUUUUUUUUAACGUCAGCUACUGGGGAUAAAAACAAACUCUUUUACUUGGUGCUAUAUUUUUAAUCUUUUUUUAAACUUAGUAUUUUCUUAUCUGUGUAGUUUGAAAUGAUGCAGUUUCCCUGGAAGCUGUUGCAGGCACUUCCUGCUCCCAUUAUCUGUGUGGCUGUAUGUGUGUGUGGGUGUGUCACCCUUGUACCUGGGCUGAGAGGGGGUGGGAGGCUCUGGGGGUUCUUUUGAGAGUUUUUUUGGCUUUUUUUUCUUUUU